This is a messenger RNA of Rubroshorea leprosula, 1939 nucleotides long. NCBI's taxonomy places the organism in Eukaryota, Viridiplantae, Streptophyta, Magnoliopsida, Malvales, Dipterocarpaceae. The record is from the annotation of a GenBank genome assembly.
GUAUAUGUCCUCGAUACUUCUCCGAUUAUCAAUGCUCGCUCGCUACUACUCAAUUGGACUCCAAGUCAGGUACACCAUAUCCUAUUAGUUCUUUUUUAUCUGCAAAAAAUUUAUCACCAAAUCAUUAUGCUUUCCUUGCUUCUAUUUCGAGUAUGCAUGAGCCUUCUAAUUAUUCUCAAGCUAUUAAGGAUGAAAAUUGGAGACAAGCAAUGGAAACAGAGAUUAAAGCUCUUGAGGAUAAUCAAACUUGGAUUCUAACUGAGUUACCAGAAGGUAAAGUUCCCAUUGGUUAUAAAUGGGUCUACAAAAUUAAAUAUAAAACUGAUGGUACAAUCAAGCGGUAUAAAGCUUGUCUUGUUGCCAAAGGUUUUACUCAGCAAGAAGGUCUUGAUUAUCAUGAAACAUUUGCACCUGUGGCUAAAUUGGUUACUUUGAGGUGUUCGUUAGCAGUGGCAGCGAAUCAAAAUUGGUCUUUGCAUCAGUUGGAUGUUCAAAAUGCUUUCUUACAUGGUGACUUACAUGAAGAAGUAUAUAUUUUCAUACCUCCUGGUUUUUCUCGUCAGGGGGAGAAUCGUGUUUGUAAAUUGCAGAAAUCAUUAUAUGGUCUAAAGCAGGCCUCUCGCAAUUGGUUUGCUAAACUUUCUAGUGCGUUACUGGAGGUGGGUUUCUUGAGUUCUCUUGUGGACCCUUCACUUUUUACUCGGAUUAAUGGUGCUAUUAAAAUGUUUGUCCUUGUAUAUGUUGAUGAUAUCAUAGUUACAGGGAAUGAUGUUGCUACUAUUUCCUCUCUUAAGUCAUUCUUGCACAGCAGAUUCCAUAUGAAAGAUCUUGGUAUCCUUAAAUAUUUUUUGGGCAUUGAAGUUGCAAGAUCAUCCAAAGGCAUUUUUCUCAAUCAGAGGAAAUAUAUUUUAGACAUUCUUCGUGAUUCCGGUUACAUGGGUUGCAAACCUUGUGCAUUUCCCACGGAUCAAAAUAUCAAGCUUGAUACAUCUUCUGGUGAGUUGUUGUCUGAUCCAUCACUUUAUCGUCGGCUCGUUGGUCGACUUUUAUAUCUCACCAUCACACGGCCAUAUAUCACAUAUGCUGUUAAUCUUCUUAGUCAGUUCAUGCAUGAACCACGGCAGCCUCACCUGGAUGUCGCCAUUCAAGUUUUGCGUUAUCUCAAGUCCACACCUGGUCAUGGUCUUCUCUUACCAGCCUCUGGAACUCUUCAACUCACAGCAUACUGUGACUCAGAUUGGGCUUCUUGUCCCAUAACAAGACGGUCUACUACUCAUUAUUGUGUUUUUCUUGGUGGCAGUCUUAUUUCCUGGCGUACCAAAAAGCAGCAUGUUGUCUCUCGUUCUUCUACCGAAGCAGAGUAUCGAGCCAUGGCGUCUGUUACUUGUGAACUUACUUGGCUUCGAUCCUUACUUCAUGUUUUGGGUAUUUCACAUCCUCAGCCUUCCUUGCUUUUCUGUGAUAACCAAGCUACUCUUCAUAUUGCAGCUAAUCCUGUUUUUCAUGAGCGCACCAAGCAUAUUGAGAUAGAUUGUCAUCUAGUUCGUGAAAAAUUACAAGCGGGUCUUCUAUCUACUGGGUAUGUUUCUUCACUUCAACAAUUGGCAGAUUUCUUCACUAAGCCUCUUGGUACAAACCGCUUUCAUUUUUUACAAGGCAAGUUGGGCCUUUACUCCAUUCAGGCUCCAACUUGAGGGGGAGUCUUAAUUUUGCAACUGCAACAGUUUUUGAAACAAAAGAUUCUGGAGCAAAUUUUUUAUGCAACAGAUUUGAAUUUUGAAAGUAGUUUGUUUUGCUGUUUUGAUUUUCUGUUUAGAUAAAGAUAAGGAUUAGCUUUCCUUGAUUUUCUCCUUUUAUUUGCAAACUAUGUAACUGCUUCACAUCCAGACUUUUAUAUAUUGUAUCUGUCACUCACGAUGAAUAAAUAUAAAAAAUCUUU